AGGUGAAAAAAAACACUAGUUGCCCUCCAUGCUGUAUGUUUUAUAAAUAGCAGUCGAAGUGGAAUUUUAUAUUUAUUUGGUUCACCGUGUUAUAGCAAAUUACAUUGUUUAACUAUUAUGAAAUAUAUUUUUCGUUAUGUACUCAAUGAUAAACUAACGAAGCUCGUACAGUCUGACAAGACUGACAUCUACUGGAGGGUAAAUGUAACAGCAAUGUUGAAUCCAUAUGUUUGCACAUGGAGGGGAAAAUACGUGACUUCCUUUGCAGGGUCGCAGGGGGGCGCUGCAGACAAUCACAACGUCAAGUGUAAGUGAGGUUCACUCAUGAUACAGGUUGUAUCUAUGGAAAGAGCGCUAACCACUUUUAUCGAUUUGUCCAUGUUGUUUGUCCAAGCGGGGUUUUUUGUUAUGUUAUCCGAGCCUUUCCACAGCUAUUCAUGCCGCCAUUAACAAGUGAACAACGAGCCAAAAAAUAUGAAGUUCAUGUAUUGGAGAGUGAGAACCACAAGUGAAGGUUAGGUUGGCUAAAAGAAACUCAGCUGCUCUGUAAAUCUUUAAAAUGUCAAAAUAUGAUAACAAACCUUAAUUCUUGCCUCGAAUUACAUUAAAAUGCUGUUGAUAAAAAAAAAAAGAAAAGCUAGGCUAAGCUAUGCUAGUCUAAGCUAACCUUGCUAACAACCGCAGCCGUUUUUCUUUUUCUGCGGAAUUUAUAGCUCUACGUAUUAUGGUUUGCAUUACUGUCAUCCAAUGGGACUUUUGUUCAUUGAAAAAUAUGUCAAGCCAGAGUUAUUUAGCCCACAGAAAGGGAAAACAAGAAAAUAAAGAGUACAGAAACCAUGUUGUUAAACACAGCACCAUACAGUAGGUGUCCUGUGACAUGAAAUGACUGCUGGAAAAUCUGAUAAUUAUUUUAAAAACAAAGUCCAGACAGAAGAUCUCAUUUUUAAGUUUUUUUUUAUAUUAAUUUUAGGUCAGCAUAAGUAUAAAUAUUCAAAUGGUUCACCAAACAGACAAAGUGCUGUUACUCCAAGACACGUAAUAAUGGGCCAUUAUUAAAGAUCACUCAGGAGAAAUGGAAACUGGCAUUCUAGUGACAUGGGCUGUGCCCUAGAAACAGUUUCCACUCUCAAAGCAGCAGCAGCAGGAGGAGGAGGAGGAGGAGGUGUUUAGGUAGUGGGGUACUUUCUUCAAACAGCCAAGCAGGGGUUAAUAAUCCCUCAUUUCACGUGAACCUUCAGUGGCAGCAGUCUGUGAAAUUUCCAGCAUGGUUUACAUGAGCACAGACUGAGAGCUGCUCUCCUCAUCUCUGUGGAGCUCACGUAACGUUUGAAUAUAUAUAUUUUUUUCGUGAUAUGCUUGUAGUUGUUUUAUCACUGAGCGUUUCUGUUGUUAUUGGAGCUGCUUGACCUACGGUAAGGUGAGGGCGGGGGAAGGCUGCCCCGUGGAGGGAAGACUGGGUGUAAAAUGUGAGGUGUGAUCACAACAUCCUGCUGUACGAGCCGCCUCACUUCACCAGUCAAGUUCAAUUUGGAGUCUGAGAAAAAUAAUGGACAUAAUGAACAUAACACUUCAGUGCGUGCUGGUUUUCUUCACUCUGUAUGUACAGGAGGCACUGUCAGAGGAUUUUGAAGCACACCUCGGAGAAAAAGUUAACUUACAGAGAGCAAAACGGCAAAGCAAACCAACAAAACCAGUGCUCAAGGUGACCAACUACCAUGUCAGGUGUUCUGUUGUGUCCCGCUAUGCUGUUACUACAGUCCAGAGCUCAGUGUGGAACCAGCUCCCCAUCAUUAAGGAAGCAGCCUUUGAGGUGGACCUGCCAUCUUCUGCCUUUAUCUCCAACUUUACAAUCACCUCUAACGACAAGGUGUACGUGGCCCAGGUGAAGGAAAGAGCUGCUGCCAGGAAAAUAUACGACGCUGCUAAAAAGCAGGGAAAAACCGCUGGACUCGUUGCCACCAAAGAAAGGGAGAUCGAGAAGUUCCGUGUGGCGGUGAGCGUGCCCUCAGGUGCCCAUGUCUCCUUCUGUCUGACCUAUGAAGAACUCUUACCUCGGCGUCUGGGCCGAUAUGAACUCAGUCUGGGUCUGAGGCCUGGACAACCUGUGGAGAACCUGACUGUAGAUGUCAGUAUAGCAGAGCGAACAGGCAUCAACUUCAUCAAAGUUCUGCCACUGAGGACCAGCCGACUGCUGUCAAACACUGGGAAAGGUGAUGCUGACGCUCCGGCCUCCACUCAUGUUGAGCAGCGAAGCAGCUGCGCUCGAGUUCGCUACAAUCCCACUAUGCAGCAGCAGAACAGCAUCUCUGCCAAGGGCCUGGAUGCAGACUUUGUCAUCCAGUAUGAUGUGGACCUGCGAGACCUCUUAGGUGAUGUCCAGGUGCAUGAUGGGUAUUUUGCACAUUAUUUUGCACCCAGAGGGCUUCCUGUGGUUCCUAAGGAUGUCAUUUUUGUCAUUGAUGUCAGUGGCUCCAUGAUUGGAACCAAGAUCAAACAGACCAAACAGGCCAUGAGCACCAUCCUGACAGACCUGAGGGAGGGCGACCACUUCAACAUCAUAACCUUCUCAGACAAGGUCCAAACUUGGAAGAAAGGUCGAACGGUGCGAGCCACUCGGCAGAAUGUGAGAGAUGCCAAGGAUUUUGUGAAGAGGAUCAUCGCUGAAGGAUGGACCAACAUCAACGCGGCUCUCCUUUCUGCUGCUCAACUCGUCAAUCCUCCGCCUCUGGAUUCACGUGGCCAACAAUCAUCUCGCCGUGUUCCCCUGGUGAUUUUCCUCACUGAUGGAGAAGCUACCAUUGGAGUAACUGCCGGUGACACCAUCCUCAGUAACGCCAGGAAGGCCUUGGGCUCGGCCUCUCUGUUUGGUCUUGCCUUUGGCGAUGAUGCAGACUUCCUCCUUCUGAGACGCUUGGCUCUCAACAACCGAGGUGUAGCCAGAAUGGUGUACGAGGAGGCAGACGCAGCUCUGCAGCUGAAGGGUUUCUACGAUGAAGUCGCUAGCCCUCUGCUUUCAGACAUCCAACUUUCCUACCUGGACGAACAAGCCUUCGAUAUUACCAUCUCAUUGUUCCCAAACUACUUCCAAGGCUCCGAGCUUGUUGUUGCCGGAAGAGUCAAACCAGGGGUCAAGGAUUUGAAGGUGUCGUUGUUCGCCACUGAUUCCAAGCAACGUGUAAAGUUGGAGAACGAUGUGUUGGUCUCUGAGGCAGAGCGUAAUGAGAGCACAGCUUUACCAAACUGUUCUGCUUCUCCAGAAGGUGUAUCCAGUUUUGUGCAUCGCCUUUGGGCUUAUUACACCAUCAAAGAGCUGCUGCUGGCCAAACUGAACACUACUGACCUUUCAGCACAGAGGUUACUGGCAGAGAAAGCUACAAAUCUUUCCAUUAAAUAUAACUUUGUAACACCGUUCACCUCUUUAGUUGUAGUCAAGCCAGAUGCAGAUGAAGCUGCUCCCACUCCAACCACUCCAAAACCAACAACAACAGCCACUACAACCCCAACAGUAACAACCACUACACCAAAAAUAUCAGCUGAUGCAGCUGUGAGAAAGCACAGUGCAGCUUCAAAGUCUAGACCGACCAAAACGAAACCAGAGACUCCUCAGCCACCUCCAAAUCCACCACAGAUUAAAAAGAGCUCUCCACCAACCUCCACAGCAAAGACACCUGCCAGGAAAACCACAACCUCAAGUCCCAGCUCCAGCAGAACUGCUCCAGCUCCAUUAUCCAGCAGAAAAUAUAAUCCGCCCCGAAAUAGUUCAAAAAGUCUUUCUCCGCCUGUUCUUCCUGCUGGAAAGAUCUCCUCCUCCCUGCUUAAUGUCCUUAAAACUGCAUCACCACCUGGACCUGGAAAACUCUCCAGCUCUCAGUCCAGUGCAGUAAAGACGACCAGUCCUUCAACGACAAUUACCACCACGCCUCCGUUCACUUCAGUCAAAAACAACACUGCUCCCUUACUCAGCAGAUAUUUUACCCCACAGCUCAGCACACUGUCGACAGCGACCUCCACGGAGGCCGAUGUCAGCAGCACGUCUGCUCCCGACGUUCAUCAGUCUGGAACCAACACCUCUCUGUCUGAACAGUCUCCUCCUCCUCCUCCUCCUCCAUUCUCUUCUGUGGAAGACAACAACAACACUAAUGCUGCUGUUGACUCAGACGUCAACAUCGCCACACUGGUGUCAGCGACCUUUGCUCCCAUGCCUGGUGCUACAGAUGGGCCUCGAUUAUGGGAGGCAGCGGGGCUUCUGGAUGUCUCUACUUCUAUUCAGUUUCAGAGAAAAGAUAUUGACCUUGUGAAAGACUAUGACGCCACCUAUGACUAUGACUAUGACCUCAACUAUGAUACCUGGGACGAUAGCCCUGAUACAGGAUCGUUUGAGUCUCCGUCCGUACACAGUACCGUCAGGGUCUUCUCAUCAGUCGAUGGAGAUCCUCAUUUUGUGGUCCAGCUGCCGAAGAUGCAUCAGAGUCUGUGUUUCACAGUAGACGGCAGAGCCAAUGAUGUUCUCAGACUUUUAGAGGACUCAGAGAAAGGAAUCAUUGUAGAUGGACACCUGAUAGGAGCUCCCUCUAACCAUGGAGCCGAGGACCGCCCCAGAACCUACUUUGACCAGCUCACCAUCUCCACAGCCAGGGCAGGGUCUGCUGGAAUCAUGAUCACCAUUUCACUGGACACUGUUGUGCUAGAAGGUGAAGGGCGGGAUGUUCUUCCCAUCAAUCAGCAGGGGUCAGUGACGAGACAAGGUGUGACAGUAGCUGUGGACAACCAUAAAAACUGCUGGAUCCAGUUGGCCAAACACAUACGGUUCCUGGUACUGUUCCACCACUAUAAACACCCCAGUUACCUCCAGAAGGCUCACCUGGGUUUUUACAUCACUGAUGGACAAGGUCUGUCCACUUCAACCCAAGGACUUUUAGGUCAGUUUCAAAACGCAGACAUGGACGUAACAGUGCUGAAGAACCACAUGGACAGAGGAGCUCCCCGACCCAGUAAGGAUGGACUUCUAGCCAGAGGUACACUGAGGUGGGGGUCAGAGCACAUGUCAGUCACUUUGCAAGACAAGACACUAAAAGACACGGUGCAGAGACGUCACGUGGGCAAAUGCUGGGUGGUGCCGAAGGCAGAGGUGCAGAGACUUCUGGGUCAUCCGUACAAGAGCUACGUGGUUGAUCAUGUGUAAUUCUAGCUGAGUCAGCUCCACCUCAGCGCCUCUUAGUCACCAGCAGCAGUUAUCGUGGCAGGGUUACUGAACAAAGGACGAGCUGCCACUGUCUUUGAGCCGUGUAGGCUGCUGUGAAAAGCAGGUGUGGUUACAAAACAGGGACUGAGCGAGUGGAGGAGACGCCACAAACGUUCCACCUUCAAAAACCAUAAUGAAGGACUAAACCGUUCUUUGUACAUUCGCCUGAAUUUUAAUGUGAGUGCAGCUCUGUGUUGUGCAUCUAUGACAGAGACAUGAUGUUCUGCUGAUGGCAUGGCAACAACAAAAUGUCACUUUGUGCUGCAGCACUUUGAGCCUCACACAUCAGAUCUGUUCUUAACCUCAGCGAUUAUAAGCGGACUGUUUGGAUAUUUAAUGAUUAUUAAACAGAGAUCUCAGAAUAAAUAGUUUAAACAUUAUCAUUAUAUUUAUUUUGGCUACGAAUGUUUAAAAAAAACUAGUUUGUAUUUGUAUGUUUAGAUUUUGUCCAUAUAACAUCAUUAGCCUGGUCAGAAGAUGUGAGUCACCUUAAAGUAUUUUCAAGUGUUUACUUUUUUUUUUCUAAAACCAGAGAUCUUUACAAUUUAAGAAACAAUUUGUUGCAUUCAGGUAGAAACUUAUUUCACAGACGUAAAACUUCCCAGGGUCAGAGCAAGGUCAAAACCUGCGCGGUUAUUCGCACAAACCAGUGAUGUGCCUUCUGUAAAUGUAUCAACCUAAUAUAUCCAACAAAUAAGACUUGGUUGAGGUUUAUUUUUAUUUUUAAAAAAAACUUUUCUUGGACCUCCUAAUGUCAACAAUCGGGUUGUGUGAAGUGAUUUCUCAGUUGUGUAAAGUAAGAUAUAAAUCGAAUGAUUAUUUGGGGAACAGUUGAAGGAAAUCACAUUAUAUUUUAAUCCUCGUCUCGUCCUGAUCUGGUUACUGUUUAACAAAGAAACAAAAAAGAACCCACAACUGCAAAUUUUUCACGUUUGCCAUGUGCUUUUUUUUUUUUAUUUUUCUAUCAUUUCAUUCGUAGUUUAAUUUUAUUUUAUAUGUUACACAAGACAUUAGGCAUUGUUCACAUACUAGUGAUCACACAAGGACAGUAAGUUUUCUACUACUCAGCCUGAACGAUUCAUCUUGCCGAAUUCCAGGGAUAUUGUCAAAUCGUGAUUUUCAGCGGCCGAAUUUGAUGAAAAUCAAAACGGUACAAUCACACAUGAGGCUUUUUGUUUUCAAUAAAUAAAAAAGAGAGAGUAAGAGUCGAGUAUUUGAUGUGCAGUAAGGGCAGAGAAAGGAGGGCUUCAAAAAAAAAAGAGUAAACAUUAUUCCAGUUUUUAAU
Messenger RNA from Cynoglossus semilaevis (tongue sole), 6527 nucleotides. RefSeq names its product inter-alpha-trypsin inhibitor heavy chain family member 6 (gene itih6). Bases 1547 to 5182 code for a protein of 1211 amino acids. NCBI's taxonomy places the organism in Eukaryota, Metazoa, Chordata, Actinopteri, Pleuronectiformes, Cynoglossidae. The transcript is spliced from 18 exons. Gene Ontology annotation, molecular function: serine-type endopeptidase inhibitor activity. The record is from RefSeq and is a predicted model, not a curated record. Gene Ontology annotation, biological process: hyaluronan metabolic process.